GGAAAUUAUUAUUCUCCACCGGCAUUACUUACUUCUCUAUAAAGGAAAGAAAGAAACAGAGAUUGCUUAAAAAAAACAGAAGAAGAAGAUGUAUAAUCAAGCACAACAUCCUGUUGGUGCUCCUCCUCCCCAAGGAUAUCCUCCUAAGGACGCUUAUCCUCCGACCGCUUAUCCUCCCGCCGGUUAUCCACCGCCGGGAUAUGCUCAGGGAUACCCUGCUCAAGGUUAUCCUCCGCCUCCCCAAUACUCUCAAGCUCCUCAGCAAAAGAAACAAGUUGGUAUGCUCGAAGGAUGUCUGGCUGCUCUCUGCUGUUGCUGUCUCUUAGAUGCUUGUUUCUGAUCGGAGAAUUACCAGUCAACUAUUCCAUAUUUCAUUACAUGUAAUGUAAAAGAACAUUGUUUGUCUCGUUCAUCUAUUAUGUUGUUUGUCUUCUUUUUUGUCUUGUGGAUUUUUGUAUCUUAUGGAUUAUUGAUUAUUGACUGGACCAUGGCCAUCUCACUUUCAUUUUACACGACGAAACUAUUAAUAAGUAGACCAGCAAAGGAUCAGAAAGCUUGAAGAGAUGUUUGUUAUCAUCAUCAUAUUAAUGUAAUUU
Messenger RNA from Eruca vesicaria subsp. sativa (arugula), 596 nucleotides. The record is from the annotation of a GenBank genome assembly. NCBI's taxonomy places the organism in Eukaryota, Viridiplantae, Streptophyta, Magnoliopsida, Brassicales, Brassicaceae.